GUGGCAAGAGAUCCUUUGGGUCUCUCUCUCUUCUCUCUCCCAUACCGGCGCAUUUAGUACUAGCUCCGUCUUUCGGUCAACUGUCAGGAAUAGAGAACAACAUCAAGUAUCAUUCACCUCUUUUCUGUCUCCAUGAGGACUGAAACCUUCGGUGUAAAAGCAGAGAAGGCGGUCACUGCUCGCUGGUAGACGCAGAGGGAAAACUUUGCAAGUGCUCUGGAGGAAGCGAGAUUCGCCCAGUGCGGUGGACGGGCGUUGAUCUCGUCUCCCGGCACAGCAUCUUAAGAAAUUGUCGGAGCGUCAAAAGUGUAGGAAUAUCAAUCCAUUCAUGCUUUCCCUAAUUUUGCCUGAGUCCGUCACAGGCGUUGCUUGGUUUACGGAUGAAACUUAUAUUCUAUUUUGAAAGCGCUGUAGGAAGGUGCUGGCAUUGUGCCUAAGAGGAAAGACAUGCUUUUUGAUCAAGAAGAAACAACCUAGGUGGGCACGCAGUAACGCUUGACGAAAAUGCAAAUGAGGUCAUGGCACUUCAAAUGGUUAGGAAUAUGGAUAGAACUUCUGCUGUUAGCCAUGUGUUGCCUGUCACAAGACACAGAUGACUGGCAGUAUGAUGAAUGCAAACUCUCCAGGACUGGACCACCUGCCACAAUUGUUGCCAUAGAUGAAGAGAGCCCAAAUGGAACGCUUUUGGUUGAGAAUAUGCAAAUCCAAGGCCGAGCGGAAGACCCAGGUAGAACCAUCUCUCUCUCCCUCCGAGACAACUACAACCACUGGGUAAUACUGGACCCGGUCAGACAGAGGCUCUACCUGAACAGCACCGGCAGGGCCCUCGACCGAGAUCCCCCCUCCUACAUCCAUUCCAUCGUGGUCCAGGUCCAGUGCACCAACGAGCUGGUCGGGAGCAUCAUUCGACACGAGGUGCGCAUCGUUGUGAGGGAUCGCAAUGACAACACGCCCCAGUUCCAGAAGCCUCGCUACUAUGUCGCCAUAAACGAGUUGACCCCAGUUGGCACCACCAUCUUCUCCGGCUUCACUGGGAAUAACGGAGCUCUGGACAUUGAUGACGGCCCAAACGGACAGAUCGAAUACAUCAUCCAGUACAACCCAACUGACCCGAUGGCCAACAGGACGUUUGACAUCCCUCUCACCCUUUCUGGCUCGAUGGUCCUGAGGGAGAGGCUCAACUAUGAGGAGAUCACCCGCUACCUGGUCAUCAUCCAGGCUAAUGACCGCGCCCCGUACCCCAACGAACGACGCACCGCCACCACCACCCUGACCGUAGACGUGUUGGAUGGGGAUGACCUGGGGCCUAUGUUCCUGCCCUGCUCCCUGGUUGACAACACGCGUGACUGCAGCCCCCUCACCUACCGGGCCCACAUCCUGGAGCUCACUGACCCAAGCAAAGUGAACCCUGUCAACGUGACGCCCAUCAUUCAGGCCGUGGACCAGGACAGGAACAUCCAGCCUCCCUCUGAGAGGCCAGGAAUACUCUACUCCAUCCUCAUUGGUAAGCCUGAGAAGUACGCCGACUUCUUCUCUCUCAACCGAACCACUGCCAAGCUGAAGCUCCUCAAACCACUCAACAGGGACCUGUAUCAAAGAUUUGACUUGGUAAUCAAGGCAGAGCAGGACAACGGCCACCCCCUGCCUGCGUUUGCUAACCUCCAGAUCGAGGUUCUGGAUGAGAACAACCAGGCACCAUACUUUCAAGACACCACAUACCAGGGCUUCAUCAUUGAGUCAGCGCCAGUGGGCACCACAUUGUUCGCUGACGUCAGCCUCACCACCCCCCUGGGCAUCAAGGUUCUGGACAACGACAUCGAGGAGAUGAAAGAUCCCAUGGUGCAGAUAUCCUUGGACAACUACAACACAAUCUUCACGUUGACACCUUCGGGGAUUACUCGCUACCUGACACUGCUGAAGCCCGUGGACCGUGAAGAGCAGGACAGCUACAUGUUCACGAUGAUGGCUUCAGACGGAGUUCAGGAGAGCCCUACAGUGACCGUUCAUAUCACAGUGAUUGAUGCCAACGACAACACACCAACCUUCCUCAACUCCUCCUACAGUGUUCAUGUUUACACAGACAUUCAGCCAGGGGAAACAGUAUUACAGCUGACGGCCCUGGAUGCUGACGAGGGCCCCAACGGGCUGGUGACCUACAAGAUCCUGGCGGGGAAUCAAGGCCACUUCGCCAUCAAUAACCGCUCGGGAGUGAUCACUGUGAUGCCUGGCAUCUCCCUGGCCGUGGGACGCUCCUAUUCCCUGACCGUGAAGGCCAUGGAUAACGGCCCAGAGUCCCAGAGGAGGAGCUCCAUCACCACCGUGUACAUUGAGGUGCUCCCACCCAACAACCAGAGCCCCCCACGCUUUCCCCGCUUCCUCUACAGCCUGGAGGUCAGCGAGGCCAUGAGGACCGGCGCCACUCUCCUCCACCUGCAGGCGAAGGACCGUGAAAGAGAUCCUAUUACCUAUAGCAUCCAGAGCGGAGAUUCCCACCACCUCUUCGAGCUCUCCCGAACGUCAGGGCUUUUGGUCCUGGGCAAACCGCUGGACAGGGAGACAGAGGAUCGCUACACUCUCAUUGUAACUGCCUCAGAUGGCCAUCCGGACGGGACCUCCACGGCGACUGUGAAUGUUGUGGUCACUGAUGUCAACGACAAUGACCCCGUCUUCGAUCCACUCGUGCCCCAAAACGUAACAGUUACAGAGGAGGAGGCCAACUCUUUUGUGGGCCAAGUAAAGGCCACAGAUCCAGACGCGGGGGUUAAUGGCCAGGUGCGCUACCGACUAGUCAACCACGCCGACCUCUUCAGGGUCAACUCCAAUGGCACCAUCUCCACCGCCGUGCCUCUGGACCGAGAGGUCAGGGGUCAGUAUGACCUCAUAGUGGAGGCGGAGGACGGAGCGGUGGAGGACCCCAGGAGGACCACGCUGACUCUGUCGGUGACCGUGCUGGAUGUGGAUGAUAACAGUCCGGUGUUCUCACAACCAUCCUAUACGGUCAAUCUGCCGGAGAAUAGUCCUAAGAACACAGUCAUCCUGCAGCUUACGGCCAAAGACUCUGACCUGGACUCCAACGUCACCUUCCGUAUACGGACCCCGGAGGCCAGGCAAUUGUUUGCUGUCAACCCAGUGACUGGAGAGCUCUCUGUGCUGCAAACGCUGGACUUUGAGACCCUGGCAGCCACGGACCACACCUUUGUGGUGGAAGCCCUGGACAGUGGAGGGAGCAUGCCCCCAGGCCUGGCCACUGUCACUGUAAAGAUAACGGAUAUGAAUGACUACUCUCCAGUGUUCAGCCAGGUGUUGUACAGGGGCAUGGUGGCUCCCAACGCAGUCAAGGGGACUGUGGUCACCACGGUACAUGCAGAGGACCUAGACCCCCCUGGUACGCCUGCCAGCCGUGUGCGUUACAGACUGGACCUCGAUGAGGACCCUUACAGCGGCAGCAUCUUUGACGUGAACGAAGUCACAGGCAGCGUCAUCACACGUGUCAACCUCAAUGAAGAGCCCAAUCUAGUGUUUAGUCUAAUCGUUGUUGCCUAUGACGACGGGGAGCCAGUGAAAGUCAACAAGACCCUUGUGGUUAUCACUGUCCUGCAGCCCUCCGUCAUACCAGUCUUCUCCCAGGAGGAAUACAGGUUUCCCCCGGUGAGUGAGAUGGCUACGGUGGGGAAGGUGGUCGGGGUCAUCCUGGCUGCUGCUAUCAAUCAAACAAUCAUUUACUCUAUAGUGGAGGGCAAUGAGGGAGGCGUAUUUAGGCUCAACAACAGCACCGGGGUGUUCUCUACGGCCAAGCAGCUGGACUACGAGACCAAUGCCAGCUACAUCCUCAAAGUGGAGGCUGACUCCAUGGAAGUGGUCGGUUCCAAUCUCAGAGCGCCCUCCAAGACUAACACAGCGAGGGUGUUCAUUGAUGUUUGGGAUGAGAAUGAUCACCCUCCUGUCUUUACCAAACCCUUGUACCUGGGAGGAGUGGCAGAGGACGCCAAAACAUUCACUUCUGUACUACAAGUUCAGGCUCUGGACAAGGACACAGGGAAUUACAGCUCCAUGCAAUACAGGAUUAUUAUCCCCCCCACCACCGACGGCAAGGACGGCUUUGUCAUCGAGCCCUACACCGGCGUCAUCAAGACUGCCAUUAUGUACAGGAACAUGCGACGGUCCUACUUCAAGUUUGAAGUGGUCGCCACUGACAAUUACGGCGAGGGGGGGCUGAGCAGCAAGGCAGAGGUGGUGGUAUCUGUGGUGAAUCUGCUGGAUAUGCAGGUGGUGGUCUCCAACGUUGCUCCUACAGUGGUGGAACAGAACAAGGACAAGCUCCUCGGGGUCUUGGAGCGCUAUGUGCAGGACCAGAUUCCCGGGGCAAAAGUGGUGGUGGAGUCCAUCGGGCCACAGCGGUUCGGCGACGGCUUCGAGCAGGAGGACUACUCCAAGUCGGACCUGAUGGUUUACGCCAUCGACCCGCUGACCAACCGGGCCAUCUCACGCCAGGAGCUAUUCAAGUUUCUGGACGGGAAGCUGCUGGACAUCAACAAGGAGUUCCAGCCGUACCUGGGCCGAGGCGGGAGGAUCCUAGAGAUCCGCACACCGGAUGUGGUGACCAGUGUGAAGAAGGCCGUGCAGACCGUGGGCUACACAGAGGGGGCGCUGCUCGCCCUAGCCAUCAUCAUCAUCCUCUGCUGCAUCCCUGCCAUCCUCAUCGUCAUCAUCACCUACAAGCAAUUCAAAGAGAGACAAGCGGAGUGUGCUAAAACUGCCCGGAUCCAAAUGGCCCUCCCUACAGGCAAAUCAGUGGGUGCCGCCACCAACAACCUUUACGAAGAGCUUGGGGACAGUGCCAUGCGUGGGUACGGACAUCAUGAGCAACAACAGUUGCUUAGGCCCUCUCUUCUGAGACCAGAGGAGCUCUCCAUGGAGUCUGGCAUCGACCCAGGCCAGGACUAUUACACCCAGGAUUAUUAUAAUUAUGACCACGGGUAUGAACUGCCUCAGUAUGGCAGUCGCAGGAAGUUGAUAUCUCCGACAGGCCUGUAUGAUGAGUACGGAGAGGUGAUCGUGGAUGACGAUGGGAGCUACUACUACAGUCCGCAGGAGUCGGAGGGAGAGUACGGGAGGAAGAAGCGGAUUAAGCUGGUGGUGGACAGGGAGUAUGAGACUAGUUCGACGGGGGAGGACAGCGCUCCGGAGCCCCAAAGAAACCGUCUGUCUAACCUGACCAACCACAGCAACAUCAAUGGCAGCGUGUACCUGGCGCAGAACGGCUCGGUCAUACGCACCCGCCGGUGUGUCCACUCAAACAACAUCAAGGUCAACUCCCCAGUGCGGCUGGGCAAGCACUUUAAGAAACUGGACAAACUGGCCGUGACUCACGAGGAGAGACUGCCCCUCAACAGCCCCGUGGCGACCACGUCCUCGGUCGACAAGACCCUCAACACCCAGCCCUCCAGCGGCUCCCUGGCCUCCAGCACCAGUGGCCCAGAGAGCAUAGCGUCAAAGUCCAACAUCGCCAAGGCCAGGAGCGAGAGAAGCCGGAACGCUGAGGAGCAGGAGUCAACAGUGGACAAUGAGGAUGUGAGAGAACCUUUGGAAUCUCAGAGCGAUCGCACACAGUCCGAUGAGGAGGAGCUAUGGAUGGGGCCUUGGAACAAUCUGCACAUACCAAUGACAAAACUGUGACUUUUGUAUUUCCACUUUGCUACAGUAUGUGACAAAUUGUACUUUUUAGUAUUGUCCUCCAAUUCUAUGGCAUAAAGCUAAAUUGAAUUGCACUUAAUUUCAAAAUAAUGUCUUUCUUUAUCAGUAAUCCACUGGUUUGCUUUUAUAGUACAAAAGUAAUUGGCGUAAUCUUAUAAAAUAUGCUACAUCUAAAUGUAGCUACAUUCAUUUAAGAGUUUUUGCAACCAGCAAGUUAUGAUGUUUCUUUUAAAUACAGGUUCUUCAAAAUGUUGAGUUUACAUGCUAUUUUCCUAAUAUAGCCACUUCUAGAAUGUUGUUUCCAUAGAAGACUGGAUCAAUUUAGCUGGGAAAAAUGAAGAUGUAUGGAAUAGGGAUGCACUUGCUGUCCCCCUGGGCCUAUAGUUGUGUUUUGGAGACACCCCAAUCAUAAAAGUCACUCAGACUUGAAUCCAUUGUUAUUUUUUUUUCUUCAUUUUUAUACAGAUUGUUACAUUUUUUUUAGGGAGAAUUGAAAUACUAUCUUGUUUGCUGCAUACUGCAUAUUUGACACGUCUUGAAAUAACAAUUCUGGUUGUGGUCUUUGUUUUGAAUCGGUAUUCGUACUGGCCAUGUGAUGUCUAUAAGCACAUAAAGCAAUGCAGUAAUCUUUGUUCUAGUGCUGAUAUAUCAAACACACCUUCAUCUGUCUGGCUACCGACCUGAUGAUGGAUACAGAAAUAAACAUUUCACGCCAAAAUUAUGCUAGUUUUAUUCAUCUAGUCCUUUCCCCCUCUCUGAAAUAAUAAAACAUAUAUUUGUUUGCAGCGAGAAGUAUGCCAAGUUCAAAAACCCAGUCUACUCUAUGCAUAGUUAAAAUGUGAUAUUGCAGUCUGUUAAAUUUCCAUGCGUUUGCUUUUGCUCUGAGAAUCAGCAGUGUGAUAUCGAUUACAUUUCAAGUACUUUGGUUGCUAUUCACUAGAGCUAGAGAACUUAAGAAGAAAGUGUUUCUUUUUAAUCGUUUCUGGAAGGAGAAUAUAUCAAACAUCCAUUUUUAUUGAUUUAAAUAAAUUGCCUGAUUAUGGCGA
Molecule: messenger RNA, 6740 nt
Organism: Oncorhynchus keta (chum salmon)
Lineage: Eukaryota; Metazoa; Chordata; Actinopteri; Salmoniformes; Salmonidae
Gene: pcdh15b
Product: protocadherin-related 15b
Exons: 39
Coding region: 505-5676 (1723 amino acids)
Biological process (GO): homophilic cell-cell adhesion; sensory perception of sound; inner ear development
Cellular component (GO): plasma membrane; stereocilium; desmosome
Molecular function (GO): calcium ion binding
Source: RefSeq, a predicted model, not a curated record